GCACUUGUCUCAUGGGCAAUCAGUCGUCGUCGUCCAAGAACACCCACAUGUCCGCCGAGCCACCGUCACCUGCCGUGGUCAAGUCCGACGAGGAAUGGAGAGCCGAGCUGACUCCGGAGCAGUACCGCGUCCUGCGCAAGAAGGGGACGGAGCGGGCAGGGACUGGCGAGUACAACAAGCACUUUGAGGAGGGCACGUACCUAUGCGCCGGAUGCGAGACGCCCUUGUACGAGGCGGAGCACAAGUUUGACUCGGGCUGUGGCUGGCCGGCGUUCUACGACUCGGUCGAGGGCGCGGUGGCCCGCAAGUCGGAGAGCUUCCCGGACACCCGGACCGAGAUCCUGUGCUCAGCAUGCGGCGGACACAUCGGCCACGUCUUUGCCGGCGAGGGCUUUAAGACGCCAACCAACGAGCGGCAUUGUGCAAACUCGGUCUCGCUCAAGUUUAAGCCCAAGGCCAAAGGCGAGGGCGAGGGCGAGGGCGAGUAAGCUUUGGAGCAAGUUGUAGCGGGAGAUGCGAGCCGGGCGUGUAAAGUCCCUCAUCGCGUCGGACAAUCAGUGCAGUUUCUUGAUGAUCUUGCGGUUGGCAGAGUGAAUGCGGCUCGAGCCGCUGUCGACGUCCUUCUCCAGCUGAUCGAGGUCGG
This is a messenger RNA of Thecamonas trahens ATCC 50062, 643 nucleotides long. Its product is annotated as methionine-R-sulfoxide reductase. The coding region runs from base 12 to 488 and encodes 158 amino acids. Gene Ontology annotation, molecular function: peptide-methionine (R)-S-oxide reductase activity. Gene Ontology annotation, biological process: response to oxidative stress; protein repair. The transcript is spliced from 3 exons. Lineage: Eukaryota; Apusomonadida; Apusomonadidae. The record is from RefSeq and is a predicted model, not a curated record.